CACGUCGACAUGGAGAAGAUAAACAGAAAAGUAGCACAGUUGCUGUUGACGUCUGAAUUGGGCGUGUGAAUGUUUGUAGAACACAGCGUUUCGUGCUAUCUUUAAUACAUUAAUUUGUAUUGUAUUGAAGCUACGUCCCUAAGGGAAAAGCUAAUGGUCGUGACAACAUGGAGAGUGGCCUGAGUCCCCAGGAUAAAAAAGACUUGGACAAGUUCAUUAAGUUCUUUGCCUUGAAGACUGUCCAGGUGAUUGUCCAAGCUCGCCUUGGAGAGAAGAUCUGCACUCGCUCGUCCUCAUCGCCUACUGGCUCUGAUUGGUUUAAUUUGGCCAUCAAAGACAUCCCAGAGGUGACUCAUGAAGCCAAAAAGGCACUGGCUGGACAGCUUCCAGGCAUCGGACGCUCCAUGUGUGUCGAGAUCUCUCUGAAGACGUCAGAGGGUGACUCAAUGGAGUUAGAGACUUGGUGUCUGGAGAUGAAUGAAAAGUGUGAUAAGGACAUCAAGGUGUCGUACACCGUCUACAACCGUCUGUCUGUCCUUCUGAAGUCUCUGCUGGCCAUCACCAGAGUAACACCCGCCUAUAAACUGUCUAGAAAGCAGGGACACGACUAUGUCAUAUUAUACAGGAUUUACUUUGGGGAAGUCCAGCUGAGUGGAUUAGGAGAAGGUUUUCAGACGGUGCGCGUCGGUGUCGUUGGCACCCCUGUUGGCACGGUCACACUUUCGUGUGCUUACCGCACCAACCUGGCGUUCAUGUCCAACAGACAGUUUGAGAGGUCGGCUCCUAUCAUGGGGAUCAUCGUGGAUCACUUUGUGGAUCCUCCCGGCAGCGGCCAGCGUCCUGCAAACAUGGGACAUCCCUGCAACUACAGAGCUCCAGAUGAUGAGGACGGAGGACCAUAUGCAGGGGUUCAGGAUUCACAGGAGGUCUGCACCACCUCUUUCUCCACCUCCCCUCCCUCACAGUGUGUGUUUACACUGAGUCCUUCGCCCUCUAAACUGUCUAAGCCCCUCCCUCUGGACAGUCUGCCGCUUCCAUUGGCUCCUGGACUUGUCACUCACACUCUGUAUGCUUCCAGGUUAUCAUAUCAUCCUCCAGCAGGAGCUGCUGAGCUCUGUCACCCUGCUGCAAACCAGGUGUUGCAUGCUGGGAAGGAGCAUGGAGGGGUUGUGUUGGUUCCUGCCCAUCCUUCUCAUGGAGCUGAUGCUCACCUGACAGUAGAGCACGCCGCCAACACACCUGGCAGCAGUGGUGAUGACGAUGGCCCGACGCGCAGUGGAGAAAGAAGGAGGGCUGAAGGGAGGAGUGUUUCUCCCUCUGACCCCGUGGAGUCUCUCAACGCCUUCACGAGGAAAAUAGGAGCCUUUGUCAAUAAACCUAACGCACCGAUAACAGCAGCCAGUCUGGACCUGCCAUUUGCUGCAUUUGCUCCUCGAGGCCUGGACUCAGAGGAGAAUGAUCCCAUGGUGCAGCCUCCAGACUCUCCUCCUUGCCCGUCACCCCUGCAGGCCAGCCUCCAUUCUCAGGGCUCAGAGGGAUCGGGGCAGCAGGAUGACUUUGUCAUGGUCGACUUUCGUCCAGCCUUCUCUAAAGACGACUUGUUGCCGAUGGAUCUGGGCACUUUCUACAGAGAGUUUCAGAACCCUCCUCAACUGGCCAGCCUCUCACUUCACAUCAGCGCCCAGUCGAUGGCCGAUGACCUGGACUCACUGCCGGAGAAACUUGCCGUUUAUGAGAAAAACAUAGACGAGUUUGAUGCUUUUGUGGACAUGCUCCAAUAGGAGAGUGAAGAAGAAAUUAGGACUACUGUGAGAAAAGACUAAAUAGAUGGUGGCAAUUGAAAGGGAGAAGAAGAGUGGAGACUCUGUAGACAUUUGUCCUGUGAGAAUCACAAUAUUUUAAUGUGAAGAUCCUUAUUUCUGACAUCUUCCGCUAAACUUCCUAUCAGGCACGUUCAACUUGCUUGUACAGAUCACUGUAAAUACUGUAUUAUUUCUUCUGACACUGGCAUACACCUCUGGUCUGGUAGUGUUAAAUUAAACCUUUUUAUUUCUGUGGCACAAAUCUGCUCAAGCAGUUAGCGUUUAAUCAAUUGUCACUUAGACAGCCAUGCAAUCCAUAGACAGACUACCUUCACUCAUGAUAGUUAAACUAGCUCACUAGAAUUGAUCCACCCUCCCUCCUGAACACUUCCCCUACAUCAUGGCCUUUUUGAUCAUAACGUGAGCGAUCAGUGACGCUAGAAAUAAACCAAUAGUUUGUGUAAAAGGCUUCUUCACAAAUGAAAUAUUGAAAAGCUGGUCUUGGUAAAUAAAUUGCACUUAGUGGAUACAAGCCCUUUGGAUAAGAGUUGUAAUUAAGAAUUGUGACAAACCUGUCAUCCGAUUAACCUAGCCAGGUGUUCCCAGCUGGUCUGGGGAUUUAAACUGCCAAUUUUAACUUAAGCAAACAUCCCCAAUGGAAUUUAAAAAGAGUAACCUACUAUUCUUUAUGUACAGAGAUCACAUUUUUCUCAUGCUGAAACAACUUAUUGAACCACUCCAUUGCCAGUUUAAAGUAUUACCGCAUUAGUUUUGGCUACCAAAUAGACUGGCAACUGAGUGUACUAUAGGUUGUACAGCAUGCAUAUGUAUAUUUGAGUUUUGUAAAUUUGGAUAAAUGCAUUUCCAGCUGUCUACAGAAGAGGCCGGGGUCACCAUCAAUGACGUUGAGUUUGGUUGAAAGCUUUAAUUUAAACUUUUCUUUGCCGUUGGUAUAGAUGUUCCAAUAAAGCAUGGCUGCUGUUAAACAAC
Molecule: messenger RNA, 2792 nt
Organism: Cottoperca gobio
Lineage: Eukaryota; Metazoa; Chordata; Actinopteri; Perciformes; Bovichtidae
Gene: atg13
Product: ATG13 autophagy related 13 homolog (S. cerevisiae)
Exons: 18
Coding region: 168-1781 (537 amino acids)
Biological process (GO): piecemeal microautophagy of the nucleus; autophagosome assembly; mitophagy
Cellular component (GO): cytosol; Atg1/ULK1 kinase complex; phagophore assembly site
Source: RefSeq, a predicted model, not a curated record